UACCCAUAGUAAUUACGGAGUUUCAUAUAAAGGGUUCCCCUGUACAGCUGCACCCUGUGGGCUAUAGCUACUACCAAGACGACCUGAAAGCUCCACGGCGACCUCAAAGCGAGAGAAAACAGAUCAAGAGAGCACUAGUAAUACAUAAAGAGCGGAAGAUGGUGCGUGUUUUUGUCGCGGCCCUCCUUGUGGCGGCUGCAGUCGUGGCGACGGUGAUGAGCGCCCCGCAGGUAGAGAAGAGGGGCCUCCGCGUGGGACACUGGCGGGUGCGCGGCCGACAGAGCCCGUGGAUUCGAUACAUUCUACAGCAAAAGAUGAAAGGCAACCGUAAGAUUGGCAAAAGAAUGCCGGAGAAAGCCGAAGUCGUCCCGAAUGUGGUCAGACCUUCCGGAACCUACGAAGGGAAGCCGAAUGCGACCGACAUCGCCGAAGAUUCCCGACUGAGUGAGUUCCUGCGAAAGCUACUCCCGUUGUUCAACUACCCCGUGGAGCGGGCCAUGCCGCUGGACUCGAUGUACUACGAGCCCGACAACUAGGAUUUGUCGGCGGUCAACUAGUCUCCAAGCAGAUCCUACGGUAGCAUAAAAGCUGUCAGAGGAGUGAAGCCGGUCUUGGAGUGCAUUGAAACAACACGUUUCGCCCGGUAGCGAAAUUAAACACACUUCUAAGCCGGCUUCACUCCUCUGCCAGCUUUUCAUACCAUAGGAUCUGCUUGGAGAUUAGCUGUCAACGAGGCAUUAUUGCCAGGUGCUGUAACGUAGUCACUAUAUGAUCUGGUCAUGUAAGGUUGGAACAAAAUUCGAGAAUGGUUUAAUCAGGAUUGCGUUUAUGUGCCAUCGUAGUUUUCAGAAAUUGGUCUGACCCAAAACCACAACUUUGAAAACCGCUCAUGAAAGCGAAUCGUAUGGGGCAGUUGUAAGAAAGAUAAAUUUUACCCCAUACGUAAUUGUCAGAGU
Messenger RNA from Branchiostoma floridae (Florida lancelet), 956 nucleotides. RefSeq lists its product as uncharacterized. Bases 159 to 536 code for a protein of 125 amino acids. NCBI's taxonomy places the organism in Eukaryota, Metazoa, Chordata, Leptocardii, Amphioxiformes, Branchiostomatidae. The transcript has 3 exons. The record is from RefSeq and is a predicted model, not a curated record.